This is a messenger RNA of Aegilops tauschii subsp. strangulata, 1110 nucleotides long. The record is from RefSeq and is a predicted model, not a curated record. Lineage: Eukaryota; Viridiplantae; Streptophyta; Magnoliopsida; Poales; Poaceae.
AUGGGGGAGACCUCCCCCUUGCGCAAGGCCGAAAUCCUCCGCACCCUUCCUGACGACGACGACGAAGCUGAUGUCCUUCUGGAGAGGGAGGAGCCGCCCGUGGUCGGGGGCUCCUCGAGACCCAAGACCAGCCCUCGGAGGAGGCCACCGGCCGAGGUUCCGACGAGGGGCAGGUCGGCGCUGAUCUCCCGAGGUGAUGCUUCUGCUCCGACACCGCCUGGAGCUGCUUCCGGCCCAUCUGCUGCCCCUUCUUCUGCUCCCGGAGCCCGUGCGCCUCAGGCUGCGAGGCUCUCAGGCUUCAAGCUUAACAAGCAGAGGGACUACACCGCGGUGGACCAAACGACGCCUGCGGCGAAGAAGAGGAAGGAGGAUACAACGAUACUGCCCGAGACCAAACCGCCUGUGGCAGCCGCACCUCCCUCCGUGGAGAAGGGGAGCGACGACGCUUGCACCUCUCCGGCUCGGUCGUCCUCACGAGGCCUGGGGGAGCAUCCUCGGGAGGAGUUAGCCCCCGUGGCCCCGUUGGCUCCGAAGGCGCCGGUGUCCGGCUCGGCUGCUGAGGUCCCCAAAGCUCAUGAGCCCCCAGUCUCCCAGGCUAUGGGCGCCGACCCCCGCCUGGUAGCCAGGCGCCUGGAGCUGGUCUGUGGCUGGCUUCACUCAGACGUAUCCGUUGGGGCGGCGCUGAACCAGGCGGCAGCCACCUCCGAGAAGGACAAGCAGGUCACUGCUCAGGCCUCAGCCGCUCGCGAGGCGGCGCUAAAAGAUGUCGAGGCCGCCCAGGAGCGCUGCCGGGUGCUGGAGGCCGAACUGAAGACUCUGCGCAACGAGCAUGCGGAAGAAGCUCGUGGCCGCAAGGCGGAGGAGGAGAAGAUGAAGGCCCGGGAGGAUGCCAUCAAGGGUCGCGACGCCCAGCUGGAGCAGUUGGCAAAGGCGCAGGCCGCGAAACGCAGCCGGCCGGAGAAGCUAGAGCAGGAGGUGGAGGCUGAGAAAGCCGAACUUGACACCAAGGCGAAGGUCCUGGCAGAGGACCGCGCGGCCUUCGAACUUCUCGAGGAGAGGUCCGCGUGGCUCUGCGGGCACUCUAUGAGAAGGGCUUGGAGGAGCCGCUGA